Messenger RNA from Serendipita indica DSM 11827, 822 nucleotides. NCBI's taxonomy places the organism in Eukaryota, Fungi, Basidiomycota, Agaricomycetes, Sebacinales, Serendipitaceae. The record is from the annotation of a GenBank genome assembly.
AUGGCGAGCACACUACAGGCAAACGGCCACGAAAAUGCAUACAUAUUCCCAGCGCACAGGAUAGUGCACAGAAUGCGUGACGAGUCCAAGACGCCCGUCGUUCUCGUCGCCUGUGGCUCCUUCUCGCCCGUGACCUAUCUCCACUUGCGCAUGUUUGAAAUGGCGCGCGACUAUAUCAAGCAACAGACGCAGUUUGAAGUCGUCGGUGGCUAUCUCUCCCCCGUCAAUGACCAGUACAAGAAGCCAGGCCUGCUCUCCGCCACUCACAGAGUCAACAUGUGCACGCUCGCAACCGAGCUCACGAGCAACUGGCUCAUGCCAACAGCCGUCGUGCUAGAUCAUUUCGACCACGAAGUAAACGAGGUUCUUGGAGGAAUCGAAACAAGAUCAGGCGAGCGCAAACGAGCGAGAAUCAUGCUCCUCGCUGGCUCUGAUCUCAUCAACACCAUGUCCGAACCUGGGGUAUGGUCUCCGACAGAUCUGGAUCGCAUCCUGGGUCGAUACGGAACCUUUAUCAUCGAGCGAGCGGGCUCUGACGUCGACCAGGCCAUGGAGUCGCUCGCUCCUUGGCGAGAUAACAUCUUUUUGGUUCGCCAGACGAUCCAAAACGACGUGUCCUCGACCAAAGUACGCUUGUUCCUGAAGCGCGGGAUGAGCGUCCGAUACCUGCUCCCCAACCCGGUCGUCGACUAUAUCGAGGCAAAUGGUCUUUAUCUGGACGAUGGACCCAACGCUGGUGCUGCUGGUCCGACGUACGUGACCACGUCUGCUUCCUCUCAAGAACAAGAAGCCUCAGGUUCGCUGAGCCAAAUGGCGAGCUAG